CCACCCCAGGCUACACCUGGAGAAUCGUUCAUCUCCAGCUUCAGGAGUAAAUUUCUGAAUGAGCUUCACAAAGUCCACUUACCUUCAUGGGCUUUGGUGACUCUGGGCUUUAUCAUAGUCCUCCUCAUUCUCAGCUGCUGCUUCUGCAUAUGCAGGAAGUUUGUGUUCAAGAAGAAAAAAGAAAAAGCGGGGAAAGAGAAGAGUGGCAAGGACAGUAUCAGCAUGUCAACUAUGAGAGAGGAGGACUUUGCACAGACUCUUCAUCAUAAACCUGACUCUCAACCUCAGGACAAAGAGGAGGAUCCUAAAGAGGAAGUAAAGCUGGGAAAACUGCUGUUUAGUCUCGACUACAACUUCACUGACAGCGCACUUGUUGUAGGUGUAAUCCAGGCAGAAGACCUUGCUGCCAUGGAUAUGAGUGGAACGUCUGACCCAUAUGUCAAGCUGUAUCUCUUGCCAGACAAGAAAAAAAAGUUUGAAACCAAAGUUCACCGGAAGACACUUAACCCCACUUUCAAUGAGCAUUUCACAUUUAAGGUUCCAUACACAGAGCUGGGUGGGAAGACGCUAGUCAUGACAGUUUAUGACUUCGACCGGUUCUCUAAGCAUGAUGCUAUUGGAGAUGUGAGAGUGCAGAUGAAUAAAGUUGAUUUUAGUCAUGUCACUGAGGAAUGGAGAGCCCUACAAAAGGCAGAGAAAGAAGAGCAGGAGAAGUUGGGGGAUAUUUGCCUGUCCCUACGUUAUGUCCCCACUGCGGGAAAACUAACAGUUGUCAUUCUGGAGGCCAAAAACCUCAAGAAAAUGGAUGUGGGAGGACUGUCAGACCCUUAUGUUAAGAUCCAUCUGAUGCAGAAUGGCAAAAGGUUAAAGAAGAAGAAAACAACAAUUAAGAAAAACACACUGAACCCAUAUUACAAUGAAUCUUUUAGCUUUGAAGUUCCAUCGGAACAAAUUCAGAAGGUGCAGGUUGUAGUGACAGUACUGGAUUAUGAUAAAAUUGGAAAGAAUGACGCCAUUGGGAAGGUUUUGGUGGGACUGAACAGCUCAGGGACUGAGCAACGUCACUGGGCAGACAUGUUGGCCAAUCCAAGAAGACCCAUUGCUCAAUGGCACGCCCUUAAACCUGAAGAAGAAGUGGAUGCAGAGAUCUCAAAGAAAUGA
Pygocentrus nattereri (red-bellied piranha) is the source of this 1161-nucleotide messenger RNA. RefSeq names its product synaptotagmin Ib (gene syt1b). The record is from RefSeq and is a predicted model, not a curated record. Gene Ontology annotation, molecular function: phosphatidylserine binding; clathrin binding; syntaxin binding. Gene Ontology annotation, biological process: synaptic vesicle endocytosis; regulation of calcium ion-dependent exocytosis; cellular response to calcium ion. NCBI's taxonomy places the organism in Eukaryota, Metazoa, Chordata, Actinopteri, Characiformes, Serrasalmidae. The transcript has 8 exons. Gene Ontology annotation, cellular component: dense core granule; synaptic vesicle membrane; axon. The annotation marks the transcript as partial.